CGCUCCCACCGCGCCCUCCUCCUUUGCCGACUAACGUUGCCGAGGCAACGCGUGUUGUGGUUCGGCCCCCGGAGCGCUAGUAGUUUUGCCUCUGCCUGUCGGAAUCGACUCGUCGGCACUGGGUUCACUGGGUGCCCAGCCCCUACUAACUCCAGUCUCUGGGCGCCGCGGGCGGGAAUCACGGAGACCCCUCGGCGAGCGGGGCUCGCAGACCCCAGCCAUGAGGAACACCAGCAAGGAGCUGCACGGCGCCACGAACCGCUAUGCGCCCUGCGAUUGGUAUUACCAUCUUCCAGUGAAGCGAUCUGAGAAGGCCGUGGACACCCCACCAGUGUCACAGAUCCCAGGGCUUAGUGACCUUGGAGACACAGAAAAUGGGAAUGCGUUUGGGACUCGUAGAUACUGGAUAAAAGAAACAGACUCAGAGUACAUCAAGCUCGCGAAACAAGGCGGCAGGCCCGACCUGCUGAAGCACUUUGGCCCUGGAACCAGGAAAUCCUCCCCAGUGACGUACUCAGUGCCAGACUGGUACAUCCACCAUAGCAAACCCCCAACGACUAACCAGAGAGAAGUCCCUGUUACCUCUAUGCCGGAUUACAUGGUGUAUGAAGAAUUUAACCCCAAUCAGGCCAAUGGGAACUACGAGUCCAGAAGAGGGCCCUUUGACUUUGACAUGAAAACAGUUUGGCAGAGAGAGGCCGAGGAAAUGGAAAAGGACAAGAAAAAGGUCAGGCUGCCAGCUAUUACUUCAAAGCAUGCAAGCAAAGUGGGCACCCCUGUCACCUCCAGAGAGACUUCUGGGAGUAGAAUCUCCUUUCCUCCGAUGCCUGGUCAAAAAACCAGUUCACCAACAAACUUUUCCAAACUUAUUAGCAAUGGUUAUAAGGAUGAGUGGUUACAGCAGCAAGCAGAUUCAGAGAAGAGGGCCCCACAGACAUCGAGAACAUCCAUAUCAUCUGGGUCCACAGAGAACCCUGCAGGACAUCAAGACCCAGAGGGGCUCCCAGACCCAGACGUCCCUGAGGACUCUCAGGAAAAUGAAGAGUCUUCUCCUCCAAGUGCGGCAACAUCUCCAUCUGCAUCAACACCUGAGGAACUCAAAUGAACCCUAAUAUUCUAUGUGUUUAGGAUAGUUAUUUUAAUGCAUAAAUCUGAUAUGACUGUGUUACAGCUAUGUUUAUAAGGUUCUUGUUAUAUUUUAGUAAUAUAGAUUCUUAUGAUAUAAUUCAUCUUGCAGUAGAUUUGACAUCCUUGUAGCAUAGACUGUACACAUGUAGAGUUUAUACCUUGAAUUUUUCUGGAAGGUAACAUGUGGUCAACAAACACAACUAAGACCAUUGCUACCUUUUGCCUUGCUGACAUGAGGAAUUCCCAGAAUCUUAGAACCAAUCAUUUCCUCCCUGGUGUAUCAUUAUCUGAUAGCACCUCUUCCUGCUGGACCACUGUUUGGUGGUAUUUCUAUUGAAACCAAUUCUUUAGACUCUUUAACUAGAAGAAACUCAGAGAACAAGCUUUGAGUCUUUUCCAUUAUUUGAUCCUGUAAUGUUUUUAGGAAUUUUUCUGUUAUGAGAAAUGUUUAAUUCCAAAAUACUGUGAUACAGUCUAUAUUAAGAAAAAUAGAUUUUAACGUAUUAUGCCUUGAAGUUUUAAACACUUAAUAUAAGAAUAUUGUAGGCUUUGCUCACUUUAAAAUUUUGCUAAUACCUUUUGCAUAAACUGAAAUCCCAGAUGUUAAACAUUUAUUUUGUAUUCUUUAAGCAACAAGUGUUUAAUUUUAAUAUAUCAUUUAGUAGACUUACAAACAUUCUUAGUAAUCAGACUGAAUUAUCUUGUUUUGUAAAUUUUGUUACUAUUUAUAUAUAAGUAAUUAGUAUUAGAAUGUAGUUUAUAUUUUGUAUAUUUAAUUCAUUAGUAAAAUAAGUUUUCUGCAGGAAGAUUUUCAGAAAGCCAGAUAAAAUCAUAGAUAUUUUAGCUUCUUUCCUAGAAUAAACUUAUCAUGGACUCGCUCACCUAAAAUUUAAAAUUUUUAAAUUCUUUAAAUGAGAUACUUAAUUCUGCAUAUAUUAUAUAAUCUAUAAUAAUAUCUAUAUUAUUAGAGUAAGCAAAUAUUGCUGUGGGAGAAUGUAAGAAAUCUGCAAGGCUGUAUAUAUUGAAUAAAAAGAAUUACUAUUGAAUAAAAAGAAUUAUACCAUUAAAGUAAGGCAUUUAUUUUCUUCCUCUUUUCUCUUUUCC
Molecule: messenger RNA, 2232 nt
Organism: Loxodonta africana (African savanna elephant)
Lineage: Eukaryota; Metazoa; Chordata; Mammalia; Proboscidea; Elephantidae
Gene: C8H7orf57
Product: chromosome 8 C7orf57 homolog
Exons: 9
Coding region: 221-1105 (294 amino acids)
Source: RefSeq, a predicted model, not a curated record